AUGGGUGGUCUCUAUGCUCGUGGUCUCUCCUAUGUAACUAUUCAAAUUGAUGGUAUUCUCAAAUUUUCUGAUAAUAUAUUUGAAUGGCCACGUGAUCCUCAUACAAAUCAAGUUCUUAACUGUUUCUACUUUGAACAAUUGGAUCAUGUAACUUUCACGAGUUCGCAAUCUUCACCUAACAAAGGCAUCAUUGAUGGUUCGGGUCAUUUUUGGUGGGGUGUGAUUGAGUAUGUUAUCAUUCGUGGAAAUCGGCCGCAAUUAUUAUGGAUCUAUAAUUCCACUAAUCUCUUGCUCGAAAAUCUACUCUUAAAAAAUUCUCCCAAAUGGAAUUUUUAUGGUCAGGAUGUUGCCAACUUAGAAAUUCGUUACACUGAUAUAGAUGCGCACAGACAUCCAGAUAUUCACUGGCAUGAUCUAUAUGAAUUAACUGCUUUUAAUACAGAUGGAUUUGACGUGUCUGGUAAGAACAUCUGGAUUCAUGAUUGCAAUAUUUGGAAUGAUGAUGACUGUAUUGCGGUGAAACAACAAGACUCAAAUAGUAUUCAUUCGUUUUGUAGUGAAAAUAUGCUAUUUGAACGUAUUAAUGCCUCAGGUGUGGGCUUGACAAUCGGUUCUAUCGGUCCCUCUGAAGCCCAUUCAUGUGUUCGUAAUAUUACAUUUCGUAAUUGCACCAUGUAUAACACUUUUAAAGGAAUUUAUUUGAAAUCACGUCCAGGACACGAAAAAGAUACUGGUGAAAUCAGUGAUAUUCUUUAUGAAAAUAUUCAAAUUCACAAUGCUUCUCAAUGGGCAAUUUGGAUUGGACCACAACAAGCUGCAUUUAAGGGAGCUUGUUCACUUUUAUGGCCGUUUAUACCAGAAGUUGCCUGUCCUAUUCCAUCCGGUAUUACUUGGAAUAACAUUGUUUUGCGAAAUAUCACUCUGAAUGAUCCUCAACUAAGCCCUGGUGUAAUAGUUGGCAACUUAUCUAAUCCUAUGCAGAAUGUAUUGUUCGAUAAUGUGCUCGUAAACAAUCCUGGCUCCCGUCCAUGGGGCGACAAAUAUUAUGCAUGCUCUGGUGUAGAAGGAACUGCAAAAGGCAACACACAACCAUCACCUCCAUGCUUCAAACACGAACCACUUUAG
Rotaria sp. Silwood2 is the source of this 1125-nucleotide messenger RNA. NCBI's taxonomy places the organism in Eukaryota, Metazoa, Rotifera, Eurotatoria, Philodinida, Philodinidae. The record is from the annotation of a GenBank genome assembly.